Messenger RNA from Meloidogyne enterolobii, 672 nucleotides. Lineage: Eukaryota; Metazoa; Nematoda; Chromadorea; Rhabditida; Meloidogynidae. The record is from the annotation of a GenBank genome assembly.
AUGGAAAUAAAAACUGGCAAAAUUGAGGAAAUUAAAAAAGUUGAAGAUAAAGCUGAGAAUAAUUUAAUUAAUUUAAUUUAUGAAAAAUUUGAAGAAAAAAUUAAAGAAAAUGAUAAUAAAAUAUUUUUAAAUGAAAUAAAUAAUGAAAAAAUAAAUGGAAAAUAUAUUAAUGGAUUUGAUGAAAAUAGAUUCUUGAAGGAUGAAAUGAAUGAUGACUUAAUCUUCAUAGCCAAUAUAAUUAAUUCUCUCGACAAAAAAGUAAUUUUAAAAAAUAUUCAACGUUCUGCUGAUCUUUUAUUUGCUUUAUAUCAAAGCUAUUAUUUAAUUAAUUUUGCUUCAACAAUUUCACAAAUUGAAAAUAUUUUGGAUUGUAUAGAACAAGCACGAGUUCCCCCAACAAUUCUACUCAAUUAUUUUUCAAUUAAAGAAUUAAAACAAAUUUUUUGGAAAAUUUUGGGAAUUAAUAAAUAUUCAGACAAUAUUGAAGAGAAAAAAAUUGGAAUGACUAAAAUAAUAUUUUCGGAUUCAUAUUCAGGAAUUUUGGAUAUUUUGUCUAUUAGAAAAGAGGAGAAAGCAAAAAAUAUUUUAAAUGUUUUGACUGAGGCAAAUGAAGUUUUGACUCGAGCAAGCAAUGUUUUAAAGAAAACACAAAAUUUUCAGAAUUGGGAUUGA